This is a messenger RNA of Hippocampus zosterae (dwarf seahorse), 1021 nucleotides long. It is a transcript of the gene mrpl12, whose product is annotated as mitochondrial ribosomal protein L12. Gene Ontology annotation, molecular function: structural constituent of ribosome. The coding region runs from base 167 to 748 and encodes 193 amino acids. The transcript is spliced from 5 exons. NCBI's taxonomy places the organism in Eukaryota, Metazoa, Chordata, Actinopteri, Syngnathiformes, Syngnathidae. Gene Ontology annotation, biological process: mitochondrial transcription; translation. Gene Ontology annotation, cellular component: ribosome; mitochondrial large ribosomal subunit. The record is from RefSeq and is a predicted model, not a curated record.
GUUGUUCGCAAUGCAUGCCGGGUAGGUCAGCUUCAUUGAGGAGGGAGGGCGCCAUGUGCUUUUGAGGUAGAGUCGCUUGCGUAAAAAAAGCGAUUCGCUUUAGACAAACGAGGCCGCUCAUUGAAGAGCAACGCCGGCACUUGAAGAUUCCGGAUUACAUUUUAGCAUGUACUGCACCAGACGCUGCCUUCGAACGGUGCUGCGGGCUGCGGUGAGCCUCCACCGACAACAGCAGCAGCAGACGCCGGCGUGGUGCGCGCUGCGCCUCCUCAACACGAGUGCCGCCGUCUGCUCUGAUGCCUUGGCCACACCGUCGCUGGACGGCGCCCCCAAGCAGUACUCUCCCAAAAUCCAGCAGCUCGUCAGCGACAUAGCCAGCCUCACAUUGUUAGAAGUGUCGGACCUCAAUGAGCUCCUCAAGAAAACGUUAAACAUUAAGGAUGUUGGAAUGAUGCCGAUGGGGACGAUGGCUGCAUCAGCUGCUCCCGGACCUCAGGCGGCAGAAGAGGAGGCGCCGGUGAAGAAAGAGAAGACUCAUUUCACUGUCAAGCUAACGGAAGUCAACACGGCCGAGAAGGUCAAGCUCAUUAAGGAAGUGAAGAACUGCAUCCAAGGCUUGAACCUGGUGCAGGCCAAGAAGCUGGUGGAGUCUCUUCCUCAGGAGAUCCGCGCUAAUGUUUCCAAAGACGAGGCAGAGAAACUGAAAGCGGCUUUGCAGGCGGCGGGUGGCACCGUUGUCCUGGAGUAGACCGCGGCCCCCUUUUCUCUCCCACCCCGCCCUCUUGCACUUCGUCCAUUUUAAUUUUCGAAGAAAACUGUCUCCCUUCAUCUAUACUGCCUCUUCAGCGCCAGGGUGCACAAGUCAGACUGAACUUUUUACAAAUACGCCCCACGGUCGCCUCUGCCGACAUGUCUCACUUGCAUGUGCGGACAUUGAAAGAAAAGCUUUUCCGUUUGGUGGAGGGCACAGUUAAGUUUGUGUUACUAAAGGAAUUGUUGUCAUUAAAACUUGAAAUAUGAA